Plasmodium adleri (nom. inval.) is the source of this 1245-nucleotide messenger RNA. NCBI's taxonomy places the organism in Eukaryota, Apicomplexa, Aconoidasida, Haemosporida, Plasmodiidae. The record is from the annotation of a RefSeq genome assembly.
AUGAGGAAAAGAGCAGAAAAGCAAAAAAAAAAAAAAAGAAGAAGAGGAUGGUUAUGUUGUGCGGGUGAAGAUUACGAAAAAGUUGAACCACAAGAAGAUUCAGCAGAAGAAGUUGGAGAACAACGAAUAAAUGAAUAUGGUGAUAUAUUACCAUCUUUAAAAGCUAGUAUUAAAAAUUCAGCAGUUAACUUUUAUGAUACCGUAAAGGAUGGUGAAUAUUUGGAUGAUGAUUCAUCAGAUGCUCUUUAUACAGAGGAAGAUUUGUUGUUUGAUUUGGAAAAACAGAAAUAUGCUGAUAUGUUAUCUGCAUCUGAAGAAGAAUCUGUUGAUGAAAAUGAGGAAGAAGGAUCUGUUAAUGAAAAUGAGGAAGAAGAAUCUGUUGAUGAAAAUGAGGAAGAAGAAUCUGUUGAUGAAAAUGAGGAAGAAGAAUCUGUUCAUGUAAAUGUAGAAGAACAAACUGUAGAUGAAAGGGUAGAAGAACAAACUGUAGAUGAAAGGGUAGAAGAACAAACUGUAGAUGAAAAAGAACAAACUGUAGGUGAAAGUGUAGAAGAACAAACUGUAGGUGAAAGUGUAGAAGAACAAACUGUAGAUGAAAGUCAAGUACAAGAAGAAAUAUCUACUAUUCAAGAAAAUAUAGAAGCUGUUAGUGAAGUUCAACAAGAUUCAGAAGUAGCUCCAACGAUUGAAAUACCCGAUACAUUAUAUUAUGAUGUAUUAGGUGUUGGUGUUAAUGCAGAUAUGAAUGAAAUUUCUGAAAGUUAUUUUAAAUUAGCAAAACAAUAUUAUCCACCAAGAUAUUCAAUUAAUGAAGGAAUGUUAAAAUUUAAACAAAUAAAUGAAGCAUAUCAAGUAUUGGGAGACAUUGAUAAAAGGAAAAUGUAUAAUAAAUUUGGAUAUGAUGGAAUAAAGGGAGUUAACUUCAUUCACCCAACCAUAUAUUAUAUGUUAUCUAGCUUAGAAAAAUUUGCUUAUUAUACAGGAUCACCUAAAAUUGUAACCCUUCUGAAAUUCUUUCUUGAAAAGAAAUUAACAUUAGAUGACAUAGAUACAAAAUCUGAAUUUAUAUCAAAAAUAAUGGAAGAAUAUCAAAAGGAGAGAGAACGUUUCAUAUCUGAAAAUUUAAUAUCUAGAUUGCAACCAUAUAUAGAUAGUAAUAGUAAUUGGGAUAUACAAAUUAAGGAUCAAAUAUAUGGAUUAAUGGGUUCUCCAUUUGAUAUAGCAAUUAUUGAUUCUAUAGGAUGG